CCCCAAGGAAGGAAGAAGGGACGGGGCGCUUGCAGCCGCCCUCCCCGGCCCCCCCCGCCUCUUCCCGUUAAGCAUGGACGCCCGCUCCCUGGACGCGGCGGUGCAGAGCGCCCUGCGAGCCCUGUACCCGCCCUUCGAAGCCACGGCGCCCACGGUGCUCGGCCAGGUGUUUCGCCUCCUGGAGACCAGCUACCGGGGGGACGGGCUCUGCUGCCUCCUCGACUUCCUCAUCCCGGCCAAGCGCCUCUUCGAACACGUGCGGCAGGCGGCCUGCGCUCCCUACUUCAACUGCAUCUUCCUCCACGAGGGCUGGCCGCUGUGCCUGCGCGAGAAGGUGGUUGUGCACCUCGCGCCGCUCAACCCCCUCCUGCUGCGCUCCGGCGACUUCUACCUGCAGGCCGAGCCCUGCGCGGGGCGCGCGGCUCGCCUCACCGUCAAGCACCUCUCCCGCGACCUGCGCACGGUGCGGGAGACGCCCGUCCCCGAGGCCACCUACGCGCUGCUCUUCACCAACGAGUGGCUGGAGGAGAUCAACUGCGAGCACGACGGCGCCCCGCUGCACACCUGCCUCGUGGCCACCGAGGACGGCGUUGCCCCGCUGCCCUGGAGCAGCAUCGCCACGCCGGAGUUCGUCGACGGGGCCGGCGCGGGGCCCGGCUGCGCGGCGGGGGCGGCGGGGGCGGCGGGGGCGGCGGCGGGGACGUCCUCCCCCGCGGCAGCCCCGAGCCGCCGCGCGGCCGCGGAGCCGGCGCCGCCGGGCGCCCCCGGGCCCCUCUGCACGGCCGACGCGCCGCGGCCCUACGGCAACGUCGCGGGCCCCGUCCCGGGCUGCAAAGAUGCGUCUCAAAGGUCCGGCCAGGGAAAAUACCCAGGACUUAUCAAAGUGGCCCAGCUGGGGCCGCGGAAGAAGCCGGCCACGCUCGUUGUGCCCAGCUUGCGCGAGAUCGUCAGCCAGAACCUGGAGGGGGAGUACGUGGACCUGCUGGAGCUGUCCGAGGAGAAGCUGGACCUGCUGGCCCGGUCGCUGCCGGGGCCGGGGGGCCGCGGCGGCCUGGCGCCCGGCUCGGGGGCCGCCUGCCCGCCCUGCCGGGGCAGCGGGCACCUCGCCGGCGAGCCCUGCUGCUACGGCUCCCGGUGCCGCCACCGCGACUCCUACCUGGCUGCCCUGCAAAACCCCGUGAGCUUCGGCGCUGGGCUCAUGGCAGCCAUCCGGGAGGAGCCCGACGGCCCCGGGCCCGCGCCGCCCCCGGCUGCCGGCGGCAGCCCCGUGCUCCGCUCCCGCGCGGCGGCGGCGGCAGCGGCGGCGGCGGGGGACCCUGGCGCGGAGGCGGAGGAUGCCGCCAAGCAGGGCAACCUCAAGCUGCUCAAGUCCCCGGCUCGCGCGGAGGUGACGGGCUCCGGCCACAAGUUCUCCUUCCUGAAGGGCCAGCGGCACGGGGCAGCGCCCGGGGACGGCUCCGCCGCGGCCCGAGCCGCCAGCCACCCCCAGGCGCCCUGGAAGAAGAUGUCGGCGAUUUACUCUCCCAGGAUGAGCAGAGCGAAACUCGCCGGGAAAGGUCCGGACCCGGCGGCCGGCGCCUCCGCGGACGACGGGGCCCCGCCGGGCGCCAGCGGCCGCUCUGCGCCGGGCGCGGGCCGGGAGCGCGGCGCCCCGCGGCCGCCGGCCUGGCAGGAGCUGCACGCCGGGCUCCUGCGCUCCGGCGUCGUGCGUCUGCCAGGGAGCACUGACAAGCUGGGCCACGCCAUCAUCCAGGUGACCACCAGCAGCACGGCCUGGGAGGCCGCGUGGUGCUCUGCCAGCGAGCUGGCGCGACUCGUCCUCUACCUCUGCUCCCUCCCCAGGAAGGAGGCGAAGGAUGGCGGGCUGACGGUUGUCGUGGAUGCGAGGAAGCAGCCUCCGCCGCCGGUGCUGUUCGCGGCGCUCCGCAGCGUGCAGAGCGCGGCGCCGGGCUCCGUCCGGGCGGUGCUGCUGCUCGCCGAGAAGGAGCUGCCAGGGCCCCGCGAGAAGCUGCCCGGCGUGCAGGUGGAGACCCUGCCGUCGCUGAAGGCGCUGGGCCGCUACGUCGACAGCUCCCAGGUGACGCCAGACCUGGACGGCACCUUCCCCUACCGCCACAGCGAGUGGGUGCAAUUCUUCCAGGAGCUGCAGCCCUUCGCGGCCGGCCUGCGGCAGGCGUCGGAGCUGCUGCGGAGCUGCAUCCGGGAGCUGCGCGCAGCCGACGGCCCCGCGGGGCUGCAGGAGGUGGCCGCCCGCAUUGCCCGGCACAGGGAGCUGAUGCGGAGGGUGCUGAGCGACCCGCAGCUCGUCGGCCUGCAGCGCGACGGCGGCGCCGUGCUCGCCCGGCUGCGCAGGGCGGCCGCCCGCCUCGGCGCCUCGCCCCACGCCAGGAGCAGCCUCGAGGCGGCCGAGGAGCUCUACAGUCAGCUGGAGGAGGAAGUCCACGACCUGGUGUCCAAGUCCAACAGCUGCCUGGAGCGCCUGGAGUUCCUCCGGAAGACCACGGAGCUGCAGGCCGAGUUCAGCGAGCUCGGGCGCUGGCUGGACGGCGAGGCAGCGGCUCGGCUGGAGGAAAUGGGCGCCCAGGAGUGCAGCCCCGGCGGCAUCGAGAAAUCCUUCGAGCAGUUUAAGGAGUUCCUCACUCAGGCUGCAGCGCGGUACAGCCGCGGGCUGGCUCUGUGUCAGGAAGCAGCUGAGCUCCAAGACUCGGUUUUCCCCGAGGCAGACCCCUUCCAGGCAGCCGCUGCCCUUUUUCGGACCAAGCUGACGAGCUUCCACGCGGCCACGGAGCGACGGCGGGCUGAGCUGGAGAUGCUGCGAGAGCUCUGCAGCUUCUCCAGCGAGAUCGCAUGGCUCAACCUGGACUGCAAACGCUGCUCGGGCAGCGCGAAGCGCGGGGAGAGCCAGGCGGGGAACCUGGAGGCGCUGCAGGGCCUCGAGAGCUCCUUCCAGAAGCUGUCGGUGGACCUCUCCCUGGAGAAGCUGCAGGAGAUGAAGGCCCACGUGCGCGCGAUGCAGAGCAGCCACGGGCCGGCAGCGUGGACCGCGGCGCGGCAGAGGUACCGGGAGAGCAGGCGGAUCCUCGAGGAGAUGCUGGCGGAGCUGCGGCAGGCCUGGGGCGCCGGCGGGAAGGGAGACGUCUCCGGCCCCUCUCGCCCGGGCUCUGCGGCCCCCGGCCAGGCAGCGCCGGGCUGCGAGGCGGCCUCCAGCCCGGCGCCAGGGAGCCGGAGGGCCGAAGGCCAAGACACCCGCGCCGGCCGCCCGCCCACCGGCGCCUCGCUCCUAAAACCCGCCGGCGGAGCCUGUGCGAGACCCGGAGGCAGCGUCGCCCAGGACGUCGGCCGGCUGCCGCCGCUGGCUCUUGCUCCGGCUCCGCGCUGCGCCGCCCGGCCGUGCCCCCCCGCCUCCAGCAAGCCCCCGGCCCGUGGGGUGGCCGCAGCCCCCCACGCGCGCCCGCCGCCGGCUGAAGCCGCCCAGUACUUCCAGGUUUCCAGCCGGAGCAGCCUCUCCUCGGACGACUCGGACUCGCACGCCUCCGCCGAAGAGCUGCCGGCGGCCCGGGGCGCCGCGCCGCCCUGCCCCUCCGUGGAGCCCCCGCACGUCGAGUACCUGGAGAAGCCCCUCGCCGGCGGCCCGGCCGAGGCGGCCGCCGAGUGAUGGCACCGUGCCGAGCCGGGCCCCCGCUCCCCGGCGCGGGCGUCCUGUGCGGCCACGUCCCGCGCCUGCGGCCGGGCACCGGGACCCGCUGCCUGACGCUCGGCCUUGCACGGGUCCUCCGUGCUUGGCGUUCGCCCCGCUGUGGGGUGGCAGCGACCUGAUUUCCCGGCCCACGGGAUUUAACAACCUAGUGUGCAGCAGUCGGCACGCAAAGCGCCGUCACCCGCGCGGGCGCCGCAGCCCUGCCCGAGCGCCGGCGGCCGGCUCGGUGCUGGCAUGCGUCAGUGGUGCGGGACAAGGCCGUGCUCCCUGCAGAGCCAACCCGGCCCCGGAGCCGAGGAGGCCCGCGCCGCGGGGCGGGCAGCACGCCGAGCACGCCGAGCAUGCCUCGGCGCUGCCCCGUGCGUGCCAGCCGCGGCUCCCCAGCCCUGCUCCUCUGCCACGCUCUGCUUACCGCUCUCCUGAGCUCCAGCUGCUGCAGCUUAGACACUAAUUUCCUCAGUAGCACUUUUAUCACUGCUUUACUGAAAUCCCCAUAGCUGAGAUCUAUCACUUUACUUUUGGCUUAAAAAUAAUUAUCAUCAAGAGAUAUCGGCGGCAGUUUGCACGAUCCAUCUCUGGUGAGCCCAGUCGGCUUUGCUCCAUUUUCCAGUUACUGCCACGUCCUGCAUUUUACUGAGGUCACGGCAGCCAGAUCACGUUCUCCCCCUCCUCACGUUGCGACGUUCGCCGCUGUCCGAACAGCGGGUCCUGCACCAAGUCCAAGGGCUGCAGAAGUCGGAGUUGAUGCAAUGCAAAAUGCCGCCUGCGGAGAGCGUUGGCUCUCGGCUCCUGGAGCACCGCGGCCGCCGCUGGGCGAAGCCCCGCUGCCGGCGGCCGCGUGCCGGGCGCGCUCCCGCGGGGCGCCGGGGCCGCGUGCUGCCGACUCCCCGCUCCGACUGUCCCCGCUCCGGCGUCGCCCGGGACGCAGGAGAGCAGCGCCUGCGCCUGUCCGCCGCGGAAGGCGCAAGCCUCGUCCGCCUCCAAGGACGCUCGAAGCCGGGCCCGGCCGUUCCCACGCUCGACUUCCUCCUCUGCCGAGGGAUGAUUUGCUGCAUUAGCAUCCGCGUAUGCAGGCGCCUCGGUAACACCUGCGUAUCCUGCCCAAACUUCUCGUCGGAUACCAAUUAUUUCCCGUCACGUGCUCCAUCUUUCAGAGAAAUCCUUAGCUUCAGCAGCCAGGGUCACCGGUGCGGGCAGCGUCGCGGCUGCGCUGCACGGGCCCCGCAGCGGGCAGCGCGCCCGUCCCGGCCGC
This is a messenger RNA of Rhea pennata, 4949 nucleotides long. RefSeq names its product KIAA1755 ortholog. The record is from RefSeq and is a predicted model, not a curated record. The transcript has 14 exons. The coding region runs from base 74 to 3655 and encodes 1193 amino acids. NCBI's taxonomy places the organism in Eukaryota, Metazoa, Chordata, Aves, Rheiformes, Rheidae.